AUGGCUAGCAAACGAUUAGGACGGCUUCGUCAGUGGGCGGGAGAGAUGGUGUCCAGUAAGGAUAAGAGUGAGGUGACAGAGGAGGCACGCGAGCUCGAGCGCGAUAUCGAGACACGUAGCGAUGGUCUACGGAGGCUGCACUCGGUCGGCACUAUGUACCACCGUAGCAUCAGUAAGAAGAAGGCUUCGGACGCCGUGGAUGACGAGGGUAAGAUGUUACCUCGGGACGCACUCGGCAUCGUGAUGAUCGUCCACGGAGAACAGUUGGAGGGAUCAUUAUACGGAUCUUCGCUCGUCAAGCUCGGCCAAGCGCAUUGCAAGGUCGCAUUGGCCCAGGAGGCCUUGGCUUUGACGCUGCAGAGCUCGUAUCUUGAGUCUCUGGAGGCGUCGGCGGAGGAGAUCAGGGAGUACGAGGCUGAACGUAAAGCGCUGGAGACACGGCGGAUCAACUACGACGCCGCGGUCACAGCCUUGGAAAAGGUACAAGCGAACAAGAAAGCGAAGGACAAGGAACGCGAUCAAGCCGAAGACGAGGUAGUCAAGGCCAAGUUGAAAUAUGAUGAACAGGCCGAGGAUCUGCGGGCGCGUAUCGAGGCCAUCCAGGAUCGGGAGGUGGAACAACUGCGUGAUCUGACGGGCAUGCUAGACGCCGAACUCGCGUUCGCCGAACAGUACGCGGAGAUCCUGCGUGAUGUCAAACGCGAUUGGGCGUCUCAUUCCAGUAUGAACCGUCGUCCCAGCCGUAGAGAAGUCGGUCCGAUGCACAACUUUGCGAAGAUGCCCGACCUGAAUGGCUCCACCAAUGGAUCACCUGAACUUCCCUCGCGCAGCAGGUCUGCGUCCGCGCCGACGCGCAAGCGUACUGCAUCGUCGGCAACGGCGAAGGGUCAACCCACUUCCGCCUCAGCUGUAGACUCGGAUACGGAUGAGUCCGAGGAAGAGCACGCUCCUGUCAUGUCACGACGCUCCUCAAAGGCUGCGAAGCCAACUUCGCGUCCGCAGUCGCGAUCAGGGGCUCGCUCUCGUGCUAAUAGUGCGGCGACGGCGAAGGGCGAUAAGACCGACGAUGAGGAGAAGGGCAAGCACUCGCGCAGGCCUAGCAUGGGGAACAAGAGUGUCGAAGAGAAGGAUGCCAAGUCUGGUAAACGCAUGUCCGUCGCCGGCUGGUUGCCCUCGAUCGGCCGCAAGAAAGGCCAGAACAUCGACCGCGACCUGUUUGCGAACCUGGAUGAAGACGACUCGGACGCAGAGGGACAACCACCUGUGUCGAGCGCCGUCAGCGCGCGGUCCUUUGGCUCCAUGCGCUCGAAGAAGAGUGCUGGCGCCUCAAGCCCUGUUAUUCCUCCGCGCCCGCACCGUGAUACGGAAGCGAAGCAGCCGAAGCUUGUUCGCGCGAUACAUGACUUCGCAGGCUCGUCCGAUGAGCUGAGCUUCCAAUCGGGAGAUGUCAUCGCUGUCGUGUCUGAGGUUCUUGACGGCUGGUGGAUGGGCGAGCUGGACGGUCAUCGCGGUCUCUUCCCGACGACGCAUACCGAGGAGUUCAGACCUACGACGCCGCGUCUCCGACCGAACCUUCCUCCACGCGCAGGCACGUUCGGCGGACAACUAUCUCCUGGUCAUCCUAUACCCGAGCGCUCCCACUCCGACGAAGCCGCCGCACACCCCUUCGGCGAUGAGCAUGCGACGACCAACUCGCUCUUCAGUCCUCUGAGCGCUACCUUCUCGGGUGACGAGAGCGCCGCGGAUACGCAUAGCAUAGCCGACUCGAUGGACGAUGGUGCGUUCCUCAUGCCGAAGAAAGCGCAUGAUGAACGCGAAGACGCGUUUGGGCCUCCGGGCGAGGGUGUGCGUCAACCACCGCCCCCUCCACCUCGUCGUACCACGACACCGAAGGUCCCGCCUCCACCACCUCCGCGCCGUGCACAUUCAAACGCACCGAGUCUCGACUCUAAUAAUGCGCACAUGCUGCACCAUUCACCCAGUGCUGGCUCUAGCUUACGGAGGCCACCAAGCUCCGGUUCGAGUCUGACUGGCCAUUCGUCAAGCUUUUAUCAGUCGGCUAGCGCUGCGUCGAGUGCAUCGGGACAUAGCGGGACGUCGCCGGUUACGACCAAGGGGAGUCCAUUUGGGUUGAGGGAUAGUGAGACGGGUGCUUGUACUGCGUUCGAGCAACAGCCUAUGAGGGCUGCUGGGAUGUGUGCGAAUUGCCAACGUAUGCAUCUGGAUGUUUAG
Molecule: messenger RNA, 2232 nt
Organism: Peniophora sp. CBMAI 1063
Lineage: Eukaryota; Fungi; Basidiomycota; Agaricomycetes; Russulales; Peniophoraceae
Source: the annotation of a GenBank genome assembly